AUGUCAAACACAUUUGACAAGCCAAAAAUAAUUAAAAUUGACAUAACUUGGAUUUGACAUUCAGAAAUCGGCUCUAUUGAAAGCUAUAAAGGCGGAUUAAGUAUAGUUGAAUGAAUUGUAUCAGCGCAUCCACAAGGUUGCCCACCAUUGACAAUAUUGACAAUGAUUGAAUUUUCUAGCCAACUCUCGACAAAAUUUUAUUCUGAAGUCCAGGGCGUAACUCCUAGUUUCACGUUUGGGAGAAAUUCCAAUUUGCCAGGAAAUUAG
This is a messenger RNA of Blepharisma stoltei, 267 nucleotides long. NCBI's taxonomy places the organism in Eukaryota, Ciliophora, Heterotrichea, Heterotrichida, Blepharismidae. The record is from the annotation of a GenBank genome assembly.